AUGUGUGCUCUUGAAUCAAAGGAAUCUGUUUCCUUUUUUUUUGUUUUCACUCAACCAAAUCCUUCCAAACAAACAUGGCUGGAAGAAACGCACGAGAAGCAAGACUGCCGCGAUGGCUCAAUCUGCGAUGGGCCAAAGCCACUCGUCCCAAGAUCCUGCGAUUUAAAUGGGGCACCACCUUCUCACGACGCCACUAUUGUGAACCUACCGCACACCCAUGUUGUUGGGCCACCACAUGGUUCCAUGGUUGGAGCCGUGCGUAGCCACAAGGCAUAG
Messenger RNA from Prunus armeniaca (apricot), 276 nucleotides. The record is from the annotation of a GenBank genome assembly. Lineage: Eukaryota; Viridiplantae; Streptophyta; Magnoliopsida; Rosales; Rosaceae.